Molecule: messenger RNA, 2259 nt
Organism: Alosa alosa (allis shad)
Lineage: Eukaryota; Metazoa; Chordata; Actinopteri; Clupeiformes; Clupeidae
Product: T-cell surface protein tactile
Exons: 6
Coding region: 38-1180 (380 amino acids)
Biological process (GO): cell-matrix adhesion; inflammatory response
Source: RefSeq, a predicted model, not a curated record
CCAACUUCACUACCAAGGAAUCACAGUAUACAGAAACAUGGCCUCUACAGGGAGAAUGAAAAUAUUCCCUUUCUUGCUGUUUGUUCUCUUCAAGUCAGGUACAAGUACAACAUCAUCAGUUAACAUCACUGCAAGAGUGGGCCAAAACGUCAGUCUACCAUGUAUUCUGAGUUCACAGAGUGUCAGUGUUGUCCAGAUGCAAUGGCACCGAGAGAUGGAGGGGCAUCAGCAGGGGAAGCCCAUUGUGGUCUACAAUCUACAAUUUGGGAAGUGGGAAUCCUCACAAAGCAAGGGAACACUAGGAGCCAUACAAAAUCCCACUGAUCAGCUGAAGAGAUUUUAUUUGGACCUGGAGUAUCUAGAGCCAGAGGACAGCGGUGUUUAUGUUUGUGGCAUCAACGCUUUCCCAUCUGGAACCAUCACACAAUAUGUGAAUUUACAAGUAGAAGCCAAAGAAGACAAAGAUAGAACUGGCCAACCGCUGACCACAGAGGUCCCUGUAGAACCACAGCGUCCAACCACAUCAAGUAGCUCAACAGCAGCUAUUAAGGUGAUUUUCUCAACUGCACUGACCACCGGAGGAACCACUGCCCAUUCAGAUUUUUCCACUAGCAACAAUGAGUCCGACGCUAGUUCUGUGUCUAUCUCAUCCACCACCAGCAGCCCAAGGGAACCUCAAACUAGCACAAAGUCUCCACUAUCAUGGGACGGCGAUGCCACAGCCACGGCAUGGAUAGAGUAUAAGCAAAAUACAACAUACGACAGACAGAAUGUCAGUGUGUAUCAAAUCAAUGCUACAACAGUGCAGAGGGCAAUGGGGACGCGAGGGUCAAAGGUCAACAACAUCUCAGUCGAAGAGAGUACACAGCAGCAGGCGGGCUUGAGGACCCAGACAACUGCUGCUAUGACCACUGUUACAUCAUCAGACCACCAGAACCAUGGCAACUACACUACUGGAGUAGUAACCACCACGCCUGAUAACAGUCAACAAUACCUGUCACUCAUCAUCAUUCUGCCCUUCCUGGCCCUGCUCCUGUUUCUUGGACUUCUUUACCGUAGAAAUCUCAUUCGGAAGAGAAUGGACGGUCCUCCAUCUUUUAAGCCCCCUCCACCACCCGUUAAAUACACAUCCAUGAGAGUACAACAUGAGAUCCUUAUGAGAUCGGACAUCCUGGUGUGACAGGACCACACCACACAUCAAACGAGAAGAGGUGGCUACUCCUGACCUGUAUAGGCCUAGUGCAAGUUGGAAAUGCAACUCAGCUGGUGGAGUAUAUGCCAAUGGCAUCCUUUCUAGACGAACCUGCAGAGCAAAUUCAAAUUUGCAAACACGUUCAUCUGGGUUCACCCUGGCUAGUGUCUACCAAAAGGCUAAACAAAAAGGACAGAAAUGUUUCCGAUGUUUUUUUGUUUUUACUCUAAAAGCUCCAUAGUUAAAGGCUUAUUCCAUAUAAACUUGUAAUACAAAAAAAACAUUCUUUGGUGGUAUAAAUUAAUUAUUCCAUAUAAACUUGUAUUACAAAAACAUCAUUCUCCGGUGGUAUAAAUGAACUCACUGCUCCACAUUUGUCCUUGGAAUAAGCUAUUUUGUUGUUUUUGGACUAAGCUAUUUUUGUUAUUGUUUUUUAGAAGUGUUUUCUGUUGGAAAAGCUUACAUAUUUAGGUUAGAACAAACUUCAAGCCCAACAUCCUGGAGACAAGGCCAGGAUGGCAGUUGAACUGUUAAGUUGAAAUAGAACCAAAAACAUGAACCAAAAGUAGACCUAACUCUGAACCUAUUAAUGUGAAAAUUAUGUUGAUAACUGCAAAUGAAACAAGUUCUAUUUAGGGUAGUGACACAUGAUGAAUCUACUGCUUACUGUCAUUGGCACAAUGGAAGGCAGACCUUUCAUAAGUGCCUGUCACUGCAUUGUAUUCCGUGUAAAUUGUGUAGUUCUUUUUUAAUGUUUUAUCUGUUUUAUAUGCCAUGUUAUAUGAUGGCCUUUUCUAUGAUUCUUAACAAUCUAACCAAUUAUAUUUUUGCCUAUUGAACUUUCUCAGUGCUCAGUACUGUAAAUAAAACAUGUUUGAUGUAAGUGUAUGCAUAACCCAACAGGCAUCUUUUCGCUGAAACAGACAGGGAGCUGUGUAUAAUAUGAUUAAAUUGUUUUAAAUUGUGUUAAGUUUUAAACUGUUUACCAUGUGGUAAAUCGCUUUGCAAAAAGUGUCAGCCAAGUAAUGUAAUGUAAUGAAUGUAUUCAUACUGGGAUAUUACAGUAA